GCAGCCCUUUUCUCUCUUUCUCCUUUAUUACUGUCACCCCUACACCCACUGUUACUCCCUUUUCCCACUCUAUAUAAACACUGGGUCUACACCAAAUUUUAUUUUCUCUUCAUGUCCAAAAAAGAAACUCUCAAAAAUCUCCCCCCCCCCCCAAAAAUGGGUUUCAAUUCCCAAAUCUCAUUCUACUUCUUCUUCUUCUUCUUUAUAGCUUCUCUUGAUUUCAUUCAAGAAACAAAUGCAAGUGAAUACAAUGAGAGUAGAUUAUUAAUGAAGGGAUGCAAUUUGUUUCAAGGGAAAUGGGUUUUCGAUCCUUCUUACCCUUUUUAUCUUCCUUCUAAAUGUCCUUUUGUAGAUCCUGAAUUUGAUUGCCAUGGCCGACCUGAUAAACAGUAUCUUAAAUAUGCUUGGAAACCUGAUGCUUGUAGCUUGCCAAGAUUUAAUGGAGCGAGUUUUCUGGGAAAAUGGAGGGGAAAGAAAAUAAUGUUUGUGGGUGACUCGCUGAGUUUGAACAUGUGGGAAUCGUUGGUUUGUAUGAUUCAUGCGUCGGUGCCCAAUUCCAAGACCACGUAUGUCAGAAGGGACCCUUUGUCUUUUGUUAAUUUUGAGGAAUAUGGAGUGACCCUAUAUGUAUAUAGAACACCAUACUUAGUGGAUAUAGUUAGAGAAAAAGUAGGUGCAGUGCUUCAUCUAAACUCUAUCAAUGGCGGCAAAGCAUGGAAAGGAAUGGACGUUCUGAUUUUCAACAGCUGGCAUUGGUGGACUCACAAAGGCAAAUCUCAAGCAUGGGAUUAUAUUAGAGAUGGAUCAGCAUUACACAAAGACAUGAACCGACUUCUAGCAUAUUACAAAGGGCUAAGCACAUGGGCUAAGUGGGUUGACACCAAUGUUGACACUACCAAGACCAAGGUCUUUUUUCAAGGCAUUUCUCCCACCCAUUACGAGGGCAGGGAAUGGAACCAACCAAAAAGGAGCUGCAAUGGAGAAUUACAGCCAUUAUCAGGCUCUAAAUACCCGGUCGGUGCCCCGCCGGCCUCCGCCAUCGUCAACACAAUCCUUAGGAAGAUGAUGAAACCGGUUUACUUGCUCGACAUUACGACGUUGUCGCAGCUGAGAAAAGAUGCUCAUCCCUCCACUUACAGCGGGGAUCAUUCCGGGAACGAUUGUAGCCAUUGGUGUCUCCCUGGAUUGCCUGAUUCAUGGAACCAGCUUUUAUAUGCUGCUCUGCUUGUGUGAAAAAAUUGAUCCACUUUUAGGUAAUAAAUAUGGGGCUUAACUGCAAAAUUGACCCUCAAAUUAUAUCACUUUUCUCAUUUAGGUACCUAAAGUUUCGGGAUGAAGCAACAUUUAGUCGUUGAAUUUGGAAACUUUUUAUGGUACACAUUAGUCUUGAAAUUUGGCAACUUUUUUCAGUUUUGGUCCAUAUGAUGAUUUGACAUUUGAUAUUGUGCCAUAUCAUCAUCUAAAAAUUAGGUGAUGGCAUGACACAUUCUUAGAGUAUCACGUCAUCACAAAGACCAAAAUUAAAAAAAAAAAAAUUGUCAAGUUUAGAGACUAAUGUAGACUUAAAAAAGUUUAAGAACCAGAUUGAGAAAAAAAUGUCAAGUUCGGGGACUAAAUGUUGCCUUAUCCCUAAAUUUUUUUUAAACAAAAAUGAUAUUUAAACUAUUAAUUCCAUCUCGUUUUUUCCCAAAACACGAUACCGGCCAAUAAGAGUGUGGCAUCAUUUUUUUGGGUAAAAUAAGAUCAAAUUAAUAGUUUAAGUACUAUUUUGGAUUAAAAAAAAUAUAUUUUAGGUACCUAAAUAGGAAAAUCGAUAUAGUUUAGGGGUUAAAUUUGUAGUAAGACUAUGUUUGUUUUAAUCU
This is a messenger RNA of Gossypium raimondii (Peruvian cotton), 1862 nucleotides long. RefSeq names its product protein trichome birefringence-like 38. The transcript has 5 exons. Gene Ontology annotation, cellular component: Golgi apparatus. Lineage: Eukaryota; Viridiplantae; Streptophyta; Magnoliopsida; Malvales; Malvaceae. Bases 112 to 1233 code for a protein of 373 amino acids. Gene Ontology annotation, molecular function: O-acetyltransferase activity. The record is from RefSeq and is a predicted model, not a curated record.